Mycotypha africana is the source of this 666-nucleotide messenger RNA. RefSeq lists its product as uncharacterized. The annotation marks the transcript as partial. The record is from RefSeq and is a predicted model, not a curated record. NCBI's taxonomy places the organism in Eukaryota, Fungi, Mucoromycota, Mucoromycetes, Mucorales, Mycotyphaceae. The transcript has 2 exons.
GGCUAGAGAAGGCCCAGAAUACCUGCAUUCGAAAGAUCUUGGUGGUUUAUCCCGUUCAUCUGUUAAAGUAAUGCUCCACAUGGCCGAUCUACCAUCCAUUAAAGAACGCUGUGCGAUCCUCCAGGCUAAAUACAUACUUCGUUCUCACCAUUUACCAAAUAGUGCUCUCUUCACUUUACUACACCCAUAUGUCAAAGGCCCAUCCAGCAAAUCAACCUAUCUUCGUCUCAGCCGCUCUCCUAUUUGGAACCGAGUCCAACAACAGCAGUCUGUUGAUCACAAAGUCCUCAACCAAUGCAUUCGUGAGUUUCGAACAGAAACCCUACAUGAACUGCAACAACCACACCAGAACUCAAAGUUACUCUCUGCGUGUCGGACAUCCAUCAGCAUAGACCUUAUACUCUGGCACCCGAUGACUAGCGAAGAGCGUAGCCGCUGUUUCCGAUGGCGUCUCGGAUGGCUAUCUGGUGGUCAUUCCAACUUCUGCUUCCAUCAUUCCACCACCAUCAUGACAAAACAACAUGCCAUACAGUGCUUACAGAUGCAUCAACGUCUGAUGAUGUCAAUAUCAAUUCUAGAUCCAUUGUCUAAUCCUAUGAAUCAACUCCCCACCCGUCCCCUCGAUCAGCCGCCACUCGCCAAUCAUGGACCGUCCGUUGACCGGCC